CUUGAAUUUGAAUUAAAAAAAAUGUACUAAGCAACUAUCUUUUUAUUCCGUUCCAGGUGUGUGGGCCAUCUCUUCACUGGCCAGCUUCCCGCCCAUCGUAGGUUGGUCUACAUACCAGUUCAUCCAGGGAAAGGCUAUCUGUACCAUCAAAUGGUCUACCGACGUCUCCUAUACCUUGUUUAUCCUCCCUAUAUUCAUCCUCCUGCCCUUCUUCGUCAUGAUUAUCUGUUACUACAAGAUCUUCAAAGUUGUCAAGAAGAAUUCGAAAAGAAUCAUGUCUCACCACAGGAAAACCGAGCUGAACGCCACCACUCCUGGUAGCACGCCUUCGUCUAGUAAGAAAUCGUGGCAACCUGUUAGAAAAGACUCGGACCAGUCCACGGGAACCCCUCGUGUGCCCCCUACCAUCACAAUAGACUCUGCGGACUCCAGUGACGUCAUCAAAGAUGGCGGCGCCCAAGAGUCGAACAAACCACUGCUUCUAAAUCACGCACCUGCAAAACCUACCGAAUCGUCACGAAGAAAUUUAAAGGAAAGAUCUAAAGAUCUUAACCCAAAAGAGAGUAACGACAAAAAUGCACCAUGCACCACGCAACAAAACGAUCCUCCUAAAAGCGGUUGUGAGAAGAAAUCUUGUGAACCGGAACACACAUCUAAGAAGACUGUAGAAGAUAACAACGUUUCUACGGUUAGCUUUGCAUGCAAAACUCAUAACACAAUUACGGGACUUGCCUUAGAGAGAAUAAGCGAAGAAAACAGAGGCGACUUGCAGGGACGAGUACGGUGUUACUCCGACGUAAGUGCUACAACGAAGAAGAAAACUCUUCUUCGCCCAACUCUUAGUGUUAACAACAGCGGUUCUUUAGAUAAAGCUGACUACUCAACUGCAGUUGAGUUGAAGGAUAUCAUAGUCAGUAACGAUAUCAUAUUGCAUACCCAAAAACCCAACGAUAAAAUCAAAACUUCUGAACAAAAACCCGAAAAAGUGUCUGAAGCCCAGCACACCAAUAAUGGCCCCUUGCACCUAUAUUCAAGAAAAUCUAAACAGACUUUAGAAAGCCCGAUCAAUAUGAAGAAUACAGGAAAAAGUGACAUUGACAUCAUUGUCACUUCACCUAGUCCAAAUUCUAACAGAAACGCUGACGUCUCUACGAAGAACAAUAGGAGUAAGAAGGGGAACAAUAUACACACCACUACAGCCACGAUCGAAGGGCCUGUACCUCGAAAAUCAGACCGCAAGCCAUCUCCUCCCAAGUCAAGACGCUUCUCAAGACCGACAAAGAACAACUUGAAGUUUGACUGCAGCCUAGAAAAGUCUUCUCGAAGACUCUCCGACCCUUUUACGAUAUUGACCUUGGAAAGCAAGAUUAUGACGGACAAAAGCACCUCGCAGUCUUCUCUCAAUGCUACAAUGGCACCUGUAAGCAUCCUUCGAAAAGCAUCAACGGGGAGUUGUUCUGGAGACAUAGGCUGUCAUCGGAUAGACACUCUGAGUCCAAGACCGAAGGAGAAGCUUUCGGCAAGGCUUUCGGACCCGGAGAAGUAUAACCGGAUCCGACUGUCUAUCGGGCAUGUGGAUGUAGAGAGAAAACGGAGUCAUAGUCUGAUCACGUCAACCAGCCCAAGUCUACUGCGUAGAUUCCAGUCACCAAGCUUCAUACGGAAGCGACAGGGUCCUGGAGUGGAUGAUGUCAAGGUUACUAAAAUUCUGCUCAUAGUGAUCUGCGUGUUCGUGGUCUGCUGGGCGCCCAUCAGUUUAGUCAACUUCGUGGAGACCUUCUUCCGUAUCCAGAUCCCUCCUAUCCUGGACAUCACAACCGUGUACAUGGUGUUCCUGAACUGUGCUCUCAACCCCGUCAUCUACGGACUCAUGAACAGAAACUUCCGGGACGGUUUUAAAGAUUUCUUCAGAAAAUGCCGAGGGAAGGGUGAGAAUGAUACGAGCAACGGAAAUAAAAAGUCACGCGGUUCCGAAGGCAGGAUUGUAUGAAAACAAUAAUGCACAAAUAAGCAGUUUGGUUUGUGCUCUACUUGCAUUACAUUAUAUAUCAUAAGAAAGUGUAGUUGCAAUUUUAUGCCUGAAAGUCUCCAAGCAGACCCUACGGUGCCUUAGAG
This is a messenger RNA of Branchiostoma floridae (Florida lancelet), 2115 nucleotides long. RefSeq lists its product as uncharacterized. The transcript has 2 exons. The record is from RefSeq and is a predicted model, not a curated record. Gene Ontology annotation, molecular function: G protein-coupled receptor activity. Lineage: Eukaryota; Metazoa; Chordata; Leptocardii; Amphioxiformes; Branchiostomatidae. Gene Ontology annotation, cellular component: membrane. Gene Ontology annotation, biological process: G protein-coupled receptor signaling pathway. The coding region runs from base 218 to 1990 and encodes 590 amino acids.